AUGGAUAUCAAUAUGAAAGAAAGUAAAGGAAAAGAAAAUACUAUUAAUAAUGAAAAUAAAAUGAAAAGGUGGAUUGAUUCACCCGAGACUCGAGAUAUAUUGUCCAAUUCGGUUAGUAAGUGCUUUAUUAAUAUCCCCCAGGAAAAAAACAAAUUCAAAUUAAGGAGGAUGCACACAAUAGACUCUGCUGAUUUAGUUUAUGGACCUAAAUUAUAUGAACUUCCAGAAAUAGAAAAAAUAAAUAUGAACAGUUCAGAAAAUAAAAAAUCUUCUAGCGAAAAAAAAAAAAAUAAGGAUUACAGUUAUGAGACCAAGGGUAGAACUCGUUGUCUUAUGGAUAAAAAACCGGAACCAACAAUAAAUUCCACAAUAGUACCUAUGGACAAUAAUGACGAUUAUGAUGACAAUAUACCAUCUUUUGGAACGCAAUUUCACGAAAAGGGAACGUGCAACCCGUGUAGAUAUGAAUGGACCCGAGGAUGCCACAUGGGGAAGUUUUGCAGAUUUUGUCAUCAUUCAUCUCAUGUUCCCAUUGGUACCGCUCGCGUUGUUCCAGACCCAAAAACUUUAGCAAAAACAAAAGUUAGACCGGAGAAUAUUUUGACUAACCAAAAGAUAGCAAGUUAUGCUGAAACUUUAAAUUCGUUGGUUGAAGGCAAGUCCCAAAAUAAUCUACAUAGCGAUAGAACAAAAGCAAACAAUAAUUUUCAGUUGGUUGGACAUAUCACAAAUGAUAAUCAUAACAAUAGUAUUACUCAUAAGGAUGAUUCUUCAAACAAUGGCUACUCUGUUUCAAAAAGGUUGCAAAGUCUUUCUAUGUUGUCAAGCGAUUCUAAUAAAAAGAAAACUUAUAAAAAAAAUAAUCGUUAUGUUGGCCCAUAUAAUUUAAAGAGUAUGGAUACUAUAUAUAUUCCAUGUUUAGAAUUUUCAAAUUAUAUGAAUGAUUAUGAUCAAAGUAUUUAUAAUUAUUCUAAUAACAAUCCCCAUUUUUAUACUACAUUCAAAGAGUAUAUAUUGCCUAAUGCCAUAGUGGAUAACAUUCCAAAAAAUGCUAUAAUUAAGAUCCUUAAACCGGUGAACCCUUUCAUAAGAAGCUACGUUAUUCAAUCUAUUACUUCUUGA
Messenger RNA from Plasmodium vinckei vinckei, 1122 nucleotides. Its product is annotated as zinc finger protein, putative. Bases 1 to 1122 code for a protein of 373 amino acids. The transcript has 3 exons. NCBI's taxonomy places the organism in Eukaryota, Apicomplexa, Aconoidasida, Haemosporida, Plasmodiidae. The record is from RefSeq and is a predicted model, not a curated record.